AUGUCACUGUUUAAGCUGCGAAAUUGGUGGAAAACCCAGUGCCCCACGGUGGAACCAUCGUAUGAUUCCUUUUCGUUGCACUGCUCCCGGCUAUGCUUGGAGGAGGGUGAGAAGGACAGCAUUGUGGUCGGUGGCCACUCGGGUCAGCUGUGCAUCUAUCAGCCAUCGGGUGAGCGAGCCUCCGAUCUAGACCUGGACACGGACGACCAGCAGCAUCAAAGCCAUCAAAGGCCUUUCGAGAACGCAUUCCAGCAUUCGGACGUCAUCCUGGAGGUGAUGCUCCCACUGCCGGUGAUUGGUGUUUCGAGUGGCAAGUUCACCACGGCAAGCAAAAAUGAUCCCCGGCUGCAACUGGCCGUCCUGCAUCCGAUGAGGCUGUGCAUUUUUCAGAUCGUAACCGUCGAUGGUAUCGCCGAGCACGGAGACUAUACGAAGCUAAUUCCGCUGUAUGAGCACUCGUUGGAAAAACCGGCGUUCUCCAUGUGCCAGGGUCCUUUUGGGGGAGUUAAAGGACGCGAGUUCCUGUGUGUGCAGCAUCUGGACAGUUCGUUGCGGUUCUUCGAACAGGACGGCAUCAACUACGAGCGCACUCUGGCCACCGACCGGCAUCUGUUGUCGCCUGUGCACUAUCUGCCACGGGUUGACUGCUUCGUAACGGUGGCCCCAAGUUGGGUGCUCGAAUGCUACCGGUACCAGGACAUCUCCGAGACAAUCGAGUCCUUGCGGCGGCACGAUCCUAUCUGGUCCCUGUGUAUCGGCGAAUAUGCUCUGGAUUUGAGCGUCCAGCAGAUUUCGAACACCGAAUCGGUCAUCGUUGUGCUAGGCGAAAAUAAUCUGCUGUGCGUGUCCGACACUGGCCAGGUGCGAUUUAUCAAGAAGCUCGACUAUUCGCCGAUCUGUUUCCACACAUUCGUUGUCGGCUGGUAUUGGGAACCUGAUGCCCGGUUAAUAGCGGCUGUAGUGUCGGAAAGCGGAUCGCUCCUGCUCUACGAAAACGACCGGAUACUGUGGUCUGCUCAGCUCCCAGAGAUCCCGGUGGCCAUUGAGCGGGCCAACGUACGUGGACUUCCCGGAGCACUGGUGACCCUUGGUCCAACUGGAUCGCUCCUCAUCGGGUACCUCGGCUCGGAGCCGCAGCUCUUCAAAGUUCCUGCCCUGAAUCUGGCACCGCUCGAUCUCGAGCGGUGCCAGCGCGAACUCUUAGGGUUGGAGCGCGAAAUUCGCGUCGGAGUCGAUCCGAGUGAUGCCAGCAUCGCCAAUGUGGAACAGGACGUUACGAUGGAGAUUGUGAUCGGGAGUCCCACCGCUUCUGUGUACCCGACCAACAUUCCUCCGACGGAUGGUGGUCAGCUGGAGAUGUGUGAACUAAGUGUGGCAGUUCGUGCAGCUCUUAACCUCGAAAUGCUGCAAGUGACCAUUGGGGUCGAUCCGUCCGUUCAGUGCACAACGGAGUCGUUCCUCUUCCGUGACGUGACGCCAAACAAUACAGAACGAUUCGAGACGUGGCUGUACCCGUACGAAGCGGCCACGCCGGGAUCUCUAACGGUAACCGUCUCCUGCUCGUACACCAACAAACACAGCAUUACGAGGGUUCUUCAACGGGUUGCCUACCUUCCUUUGGCGCUCUUCGUCAAAAGCUGUCCACCGUCGAAAGAAUCCUUGUAUAAGAUUACGCUGACCGCUCCGAGUAGUGGUGGCGCGGGGUUGAGACCUUUGUUUCCCGAGCUUUGCGCCGAAGCAAGCCUUAGCGCACUCGGACUUCAAUCGCUCAUCGAUGGCCGCCGGAUGACAAUCGUGGCGGCCAAAACCACCAAUCGGUUCCGCAUUCAAUCUGACGAGCUGCCGCUGCUUGCUACAGUCCUGGAGUGUGUUCUAACCCGACUCGGUUCAGGAUCGACCAUUGGUGAAGUUGCAGAAAUGGCGGAAACUCCGAAAUCCCGCGUCACCAUAAACAGUAUUCCUCCGGUGAGCGAACUUUUGAACUAUGUCCGAAUACAUCACGACUUACGGAUCGACCUGAAACAACUCGAGACUGAACUGGAAAUUGCCACCGGUCAGAUGCGGCUCUUUGAGCGGCGUUUCGUCGUAAAGCUACAGGACCGGUCGCUGCGCGCCCUGGACGGUGUCCUGAUGUUGCUCAAACGAAAUCACGCGAACGUGGCCAAACUUUGCCAGAUGCUUAAGACAAUGCGUCAAGCGGUGAAGCUCUCCAAAAUACAUCUGGGCGCGGUCUUGCACCUUUUCCGGCUGUGCUACUCACACUCGACACUUGCGCGCGAGGGUGGCCUGAAAUACACGGAACAUCUUCGAUCACUGCUCACCAGCACCGUUGUCGACAGCACCGAACAAAGCUUCGAAGAGAUGUUACUACCCGUUUUACGAUUUCUCGAGCAAACGGGACCGCUGCGCAACACAAGUAACGACGGAACGGUGGAGGACGAGAACUACCUUUUCGAUUGUUCCGAUCGGGAAACGGAAAGAACUGUGCAUGAUGUAGCUCGCGCCGCACAGCACCAUGAACUGGUACAGCGAUGGCUUCGGCGAUUGCUGGAACGUGUGAAUGGUCGUGUCACAAGCGUGGCGAAAUCCGUGAGUGGCAGUGGCCGAAACAGUGUCGAUUUUGAGGAUCAACCCCUGCCGGAAGCACCGAAUGAGGACGAGGACGAAAGUGCAGACCGAAAGGACACGGGCGACCUCGAGACAACGAAGCAACUUACUUCACACGGCACUAACCCCGUCAGUGAGUGGGUGAACUACGAAAACGUGUCCGACUUACCGCUUUAA
Anopheles bellator is the source of this 2784-nucleotide messenger RNA. RefSeq names its product protein PTHB1 (gene BBS9). Gene Ontology annotation, cellular component: BBSome; membrane. Gene Ontology annotation, biological process: cilium assembly. The transcript has 6 exons. The record is from RefSeq and is a predicted model, not a curated record. NCBI's taxonomy places the organism in Eukaryota, Metazoa, Arthropoda, Insecta, Diptera, Culicidae. The coding region runs from base 1 to 2784 and encodes 927 amino acids.